GCAGUGAGCAACAUCAAGACCUUCACUUCCCUUCACACCACCAUAUCACUAAAGAUGACGACCGUUUCUGCAUCCUCGCCCUCGCUCGUUCUCUACACAUCGAAGCGCUGCCCCUAUGCUCAGCGAUCUGAGAUUGCCUUGUACGAAACCAAUUUGGCCUUCCGGAGCGAGCACAUCGAUCUGGACAACAAGCCAUCAUGGUACGCUAGCAAGAUCAACCCAGCCUCCAAAGUGCCUGUCCUCGUCAUCAACGCCGACGCAGGUCCCACGACGGAGAUCAAGCUCCCUGAGAGUCUCGUCAUAUCCGAAUACAUUGCUGAAGAAUACGCGGACCAGCUUGGCGAGAGCGCGCUUCUGCCUGCCGAGGCAAUUGACAGGGCAAGAGUUCGGUACUUGAUUGAACGGUUUAGCCAAGUUAUUGCCUGGGGCAACAUUCGGAGUGCGAUGGAGAAGCAGGACGCUGAGGAGAAUGUCAGGCUGCAGGAGGCCCUGCUGCAGUUCCAGGCCAUGCUCCCACCAACGACGAGCGGGGUUGCUGGCACUGGAGUGGGACCCUUCUUCUUGGGCAACCGCUACUCGUUGGCAGAGGUCGCCAUUGCACCUUUCUUCGGCCGGCUGAUGCUGGCGUCGUCGAAGGGCUUAUUGCCCAACAGCAAAGUCCAUCUCGAAAGGGCUGUAACAACAGAGGACAAGUUUGCGCGGCUUAAUGCCUGGUGGAAUGCCGUCAGGCGUCGGCCAUCAUUUGAAAAAUCGUUUGACGAGGGCGCCCUGGUCGAGUACUAUUCCCGCCGUGUCGCCGAAGGCCAGAAGAGCAAAUAAAGGUUGUAACUCGUCGAUUCCCUCGCU
Messenger RNA from Acaromyces ingoldii, 846 nucleotides. RefSeq lists its product as hypothetical. Bases 55 to 819 code for a protein of 254 amino acids. The record is from RefSeq and is a predicted model, not a curated record. The transcript has 3 exons. Gene Ontology annotation, cellular component: cytoplasm. Lineage: Eukaryota; Fungi; Basidiomycota; Exobasidiomycetes; Exobasidiales; Cryptobasidiaceae.